Molecule: messenger RNA, 1333 nt
Organism: Neltuma alba
Lineage: Eukaryota; Viridiplantae; Streptophyta; Magnoliopsida; Fabales; Fabaceae
Exons: 2
Coding region: 523-1035 (170 amino acids)
Source: RefSeq, a predicted model, not a curated record
GAUAAAUAAUCAAUUUUAUUAAUUAACUAAAUUUUGUAUAGAAUUUAGGAUAAUAUUGGGCCAGAGUGUUCGCCCGCAAAGAGACCAUAGGUCUUGCAAGUCUACAAGUCAGGGCUUUGGCACUACCGACCUGGAGCUCAGACUUCCAAAGAAACGACGUGUGUUUUACUUCCUCUUUGGAUUCCCAUUCCACCCUCACAGAAUCCCCAAAACUACAGCGAGAUUUCACUUCAUUAACACCAAACGCGUGGCAACACAUACCAAUCAGGACCCAAUAAAUUUCCACGUGGCAAAACUAGAUGGAGAGUUCCGUCGACGCGUUUCCGCGCGCGGGUCACUGACCGAAGCGUCGAUGGCUGAAACUUCACACAACCCACAUACUCCCCGACUAGAGUCACAGUCACUGCGUCAGAAUCCUGCAAAGAAAAAGGACGGUAACGGGCAAAUCAAUCAAACAGUAGCUUUGCAUAAAGCUUAGAAGUUGCCAACUCGGGAGGAAAAUUUCUCAGAUUGUUUCCGUCAAUGGCAAGGAUCGAAGAGGUGGGACCAGAAACACCGGUUACGCCUCCAGCUUCGUCGUCGCCACCGUCUUCCUACAUGUUCCUCCUGAGGAUCAUGAGCAAGAGGAGAACCUGGGCGUGUAUUUUCGUGCUUGUGUACGGCAUCCUGCUCGUCUGUUCGUGGAAUUUCCUGAAAUCGAUGCUUUCCUGGUACAAUUUAGAGGCAGAGUCUUCGAGUUCUAGCUGGCCGGCGCUUUACGCGUCGGUGCUUCUCGGAGUUAUGUUCGGGGUGAUCUCGAUGGCGGCGGCUCUGGCGGUGAUGGUGCCGGCCGUGUUGGUGACGUGGAUCACGGUGGUGGUGUUGCUGGCGUUCUUCGGGAAGCCGAGAAAGACUUUGGUGGUGGAAGGCAGGAAGAUCACGAAGGAGAUCUUGAGUUUCGUGAUAAGGGUUCUGCUGAAGGAAGGGAAUGUGGUGGCCGCACUGUGUGCCGUUUUGGGGUAUUUUGCUCUGGUCAGAAGGAACAGUGAUGACUGAUUGAAAGAGAGAAGAGAAGAAGCGGGUGGUUGGUGGGUUCAGUUUGGUAAAGUGUCAUUGUGUCGUUUUCGACAUCACGCGGUCGUUUUGCUGCAGCUGUAGAUUAAGCAAUGAAAUGGGCGAAUUUGUGGAGCAAAGCUAGUUAAUUAAGUCUCUGUGUAAACUAUAUGAUUCCUUCGAAAAUGGAAUUUUAGUGUUAAGGUGUAGUUGUGAAUCCAAACAACCACCGACAUGGUUGUAUGAGAUUGAAUUGAAUUGAACAGUUUGCUUGGAUUGUAAGCUAAAUGGGGUUUGGAAA